UUUGAAAAUGCCAAGAACUCUUCCUGUAAAGGCUGAUAGAUUCGUGGGGAAUUUAUUCAUCAUGCUGGUUUUCCUCGCUAUAUUUGUGGUAUAUUAUUCUGUGGUGGUCUGUGUGCUCAUGCCAAGAUUCAUGCACUCGAAUAUAAGCAAGAUCUUACUUGGAAUCUACCAUUUUGUGUGAGUCAUGCUUGGAUGGUGCCUUUGGCAGACAAUCAUGGGUGAUCCUGGCCAAGUUCCAACUUUUUGGGGCUUUCAUUUCGGAGAUCAUGAGUCCAAAAGGAAGAGGUACUGACUUAUGUGCAAUGUGUUCAAGCCGGAAAGAUGCCAUCAUUGCUCCACAUGUAACAGAUGAGUGCUUAAUAUGGACCAUCAUUGUCCAUGGGUUAAUAAUUGUAUAGGGUUUUGGAAUAGAAAGCAAUUUGUGUUGCUCUUGAUAUAUGUCUUACUAAGCUCAUACCUAUCAUUUCCGAUAUUAACCUACGAUCUUUACUACCGAUUGCCUAUGGAGUAUGAGAAAUUUAAUAGAGAGACUAGGAGCUAUACUGGGUUCUUAUCCCUAGCAAUAAUUCUUUUUGGAUGGGUAAUCACUGGAGCAGCUUCAUAUUUGAUGACUAAUUUCUUGAGAUUCCACAUAGAAUUAAUAUUCAGCAAUAAGACAACGAUUGAGUUCCUUGAAAAGAAGGGUGAGCAAUUCGAAUCUCCAUUUGCACUCUCGCCAAGAGAGAAUUGGGAGCAAGUGUUCGGCUGAAAUAAGUUAUUGUGGUUUUUCCCAGUCUCAUGGGCUUCUGGCCAUCCAAUAGGAGAUGGAGUGUAUUGGCGAAUGAACCCAAACAUUGCUGCGAAUAAUAACUCACAGCAAAAUGCUAGUCAAGCAUCUAAUCGUCAAAAUUCAGAAAAUCGGAGGCUAAUUGGCCAGAAUGAUAGCGAAAGGAAUGAUUCUAGCCGCUCUGAGAAUUCUGCCAAAAAUAAGAAUGAUAUUAAAGCAAACAAGGAGAAUAUUAACCAUCAGCCUCCAGAUUCAGGCAGAAGUGAAGUCAAGAAUCCUCCUGAGGACUCUGAUAAACAUAUGGAGACUGUGGUUAACCGAAAGGACGAGAAGAACACUCUUAUUGUACAUAGCCAAGACAAAAACAGGUUGCUGAAAAAUACAUUGAUUAAGAAGUAAAAUUUCAUUUUACUUUA
Messenger RNA from Moneuplotes crassus, 1182 nucleotides. The record is from the annotation of a GenBank genome assembly. Lineage: Eukaryota; Ciliophora; Spirotrichea; Euplotida; Euplotidae.